This is a messenger RNA of Oryzias latipes (Japanese medaka), 5106 nucleotides long. RefSeq names its product WD repeat domain 17 (gene wdr17). The record is from RefSeq and is a predicted model, not a curated record. Gene Ontology annotation, molecular function: protein binding. Lineage: Eukaryota; Metazoa; Chordata; Actinopteri; Beloniformes; Adrianichthyidae.
UGCAGUCUGGCCCGCGCGGACGACGGUCAGCACGAGCCGUUUCAGCACCUCGGAGCUGUCCAGCGCGCACGAGCCUGCGAACGCAGACGGUGAGAAGGAGGACACUGCAUCUGAAACAGAGGCGUGGCAGCGAUUAUCUCUAAAGAGGCGGCGGGAAGACGCCACUCAGACGGCGAGAAUCCUGCUUCAAAGCCGACCUUCAAACACCAGAGGAGCCGUUAGCGCCAGUCGGUCCAGUCAGGUGAGGAUGGCCAAAGUGAAGCAGGUGGGGCUGCUGGCGGCCGGCUGUCAGCCCUGGAACAAAGACGUGUGCGCAGCGAGUGGAGACCGCUUUGCCUACUGCGCCACUCUGGCCAUUUACAUCUACCAGCUGGACCAGCAGUACAACCAGUUCAAGCUGAGGUCCAUCAUGUCUGAGCACAAGAAGACCAUCACAGCCAUCAGCUGGUGUCCCGACAACCUGGACUUGUUCGCGUCGGCGUCUGCCGAUAACCUGCUCAUCGUCUGGAAUGUGGCAGAAAAGAAGGCCGUGGCAAGACUGGACAACACUAAAGGCAUUCCCGUGUCUGUCAGUUGGUGCUGGAACUCUACGGAUGGGGUGGCCUUCGUCUCCCAGCGAGGUCCUCUGUACGUCUGGGCCUACAGGGACCCUGACCCGGGGGUCACCGUGCAUAAAGAGGCGCACUCCUUUCUGUCCGACAUCUGUCUGUUCCGGUGGCACCCAACCAAGAAGGGCAAGCUGGUGUUCGGACACACGGACGGAAGUUUGUCGGUUUUCCAGCCAGGCAGCAAAAGCCAGAAGCACGUGCUGCGGCCCGAGUCCUUGGAAGGGACAGACGAGGAGGACCCGGUCAGCGCUCUGGAGUGGGACCUUCUGUCAUCUGACUACUUACUAGUGUCUAAUGUCCAUAACGGCAUCCGUCUGGUGGACAGCGAGGCGCUGACCUGCAUUACGUCCUUCUGCUUUCCCUCGGCUGCAGCCUCGGUUCAGUGUCUGGCCUGGGUUCCUUCGGCGCCCGGCAUGUUUAUCACCGGAGACUCACAGGUCGGCGUGCUGAGAGUUUGGAACGUGUCUCGCUCCACACCGCUAGACAGCUUCAAGCUGAAGAAGACCGGGUUCCACGCCCUGCACGUUCUUCACUCCCCGCUCACCAAAAAAGCUCAGAGCUCCAGUUCUCCCAGUAAGAGCCAGCACACCAGCUCCACCAGCGAGGCCGUGCCCCCCCCAACCCUGUCUCAGAACCGCUCUUUUUCUCUGCCCCCCGGCCACGCCGUCUGCUGUUUCAUGGACGGGGGGGUGGGGCUUUAUGACAUGGGCGCCAAGAAAUGGGACUUCCUACGAGACCUGGGUCAUGUGGAAACCAUAUUCGACUGCAAGUUCAAGCCUGACGACCCCAACCUGCUGGCCACCGCCAGCUUUGAUGGAACCAUCAAAAUCUGGGACACAAACACGCUGACGGCGGUCAACACCUCCCCCGGCAACGAGGGCGUUGUCUACUCGCUGUCCUGGGCUCCAGGAGACCUAAACUGCAUCGCCGGAGCAACGUCUCGGAACGGAGCGUUCAUCUGGGACGUCCGUAAAGGGAAGAUCAUCACGCGCUUCAACGAGCACGGGAAGAACGGGAUCUUCUGCAUCUCCUGGAGCCACAAGGACUCCAAGAGGAUUGCCACCUGCAGUGGAGACGGGUUCUGCAUCAUCCGGACCAUCGAUGGGAAGAUCCUGCACAAGUACAAACACCCGGCUGCCGUGUUCGGCUGCGACUGGAGCCAGAACAACAAGGACAUGAUCGCCACGGGCUGCGAGGAUAAGAACGUGCGAGUGUACUACCUGGCCACCAGCUCAGACCAGCCUCUGAAGGUCUUCACGGGACACUUGGCAAAGGUUUUCCACGUGCGCUGGUCUCCCCUCAGAGAGGGCAUCCUGUGCUCCGGAUCAGACGACGGCACCGUCCGGAUCUGGGAUUACACGCAGGACGCCUGCAUCAACGUGCUGAGCGGUCACACGGCUCCGGUCCGGGGCCUCAUGUGGAACACCGAGGUUCCGUACCUGCUCAUUUCCGGAUCCUGGGAUUACACCAUCAGAGUCUGGGACACCAGAGACGGGACGUGUCUGGAUACGGCGUACGACCACGGAGCGGACGUUUACGGUCUGACGUGCCACCAGAGCCGGCCGUUCACCAUGGCGAGCUGCAGCAGGGACAGCACGGUGCGGCUGUGGUCGCUCACGCCGCUCAUCUCGCCCCUUCUGCUCAACGUUCUCACGGAGCAGCCGUGGGAGAAGGUCAUCGGGAACACAGACAUCGCCAUGGUUCCCGGCGCGCCGCCGCUGCUGUGCGGGAAAGUCUCCAGAGACGUGAAGCAGGAGCUGGACAAGCUGAGCGGGGACGUCAGGGACAAGAAGCUGCGCUGGUUCUCCGAGUGCUUCUCGCCUCCAGGGGGCAGCACCAACCUGUGGGACUUGGUGUUCGUCAACAACGGUCAGGACGACUCGCUGCUGCCGCCCAGCUACAGCAAAGGAGUGAUGCACAUGAAGCACCUGCUGAAGUUUAAGACGUCGGAGGCUCAGGAGCUGACCAUCGUCAAGAUGUCCAAGUUUGGAGGAGGAAUCGGAGCUCCCAGCAAAGAGGAGCGCCUGAAGGAGGCGGCGGACAUCCACCUGAGGCUGGGGCAGAUCCAGAGGUACUGCGAGCUGAUGGUGGAGCUGGGACAGUGGGAGAAGGCGCUAUCUGUGGCGCCUGGCGUCUCCAUGAAGUACUGGAAGAAGCUCAUGCAGAGACGAGCCGACCAGCUGAUGGACGAGGACAACGACGACGCCAUCCCGUUCUGCAUCGCUACCGGAGACGUGCAAAAGUUGGUGACGUUCUUCACGCGCCGAGGACAGCUGCUGGAGGCCCUCCUGAUCGCACAGGGAGCCUGCGAGGGAAACAUCCGGGCGCCGCAAACGUCCGCCGUCAACAACACCAGCAACGACGCGGACAAGAGACAACAGUUCCACAGCCUCCUCCAUGACGUCUGCACGGAGCUGGCGGAGUGGUACUUCCAGGACGGGUGCUCCGUUCUGGCCGCCUGCUGCCACCUGGCCGUGGAUAACGUGAAGUUGGCCAUGUCCAGCCUGAUCCGGGGGAACGAGCUGGAGCUGGCCGCGAGCGUGGGCGUCGCCCUCGGAGAGGCAGCCAAUCAGAGCACAGCUUACUGCCUGGAACUGCUGGCCAGGAAGUACAUGACCCCCCCGACAUGGACGCUGUCCGCUGACCUGCUGCAGAUGAUCCCCGACAACCACGCCCUCCUGGUCAAGCUGUGCGCCUUCAUCCCCGGAAGUCCUGCAGAGAUCCAGCAGCUCCACCAGAAGUGUGGGCUUCCUGCCCCGGAGGAUUGUGGGAGUUUGGCGGAAGACGCUCUGAGGGACGGAGAUUUGUUUUCUGCGCUGGAGCUCCACCUGCUGAGCUCCGAACCCGAGCGUGCUCUGCAGAUCGGGGUCGCUCACGUUAAAGAGCAGCUGGUUGGACCUGAUUGGACGGUGGACGUCGUCCAUCCAAUCCUGGACCUGCUGAGCUACAUCCGGACGGAGCGCCUGAUCAUGACCAAGAUGACCGAAGCUCGCAGUGAGCUGCUGAUCCUGUGUGGUUACAUCGGAGCCCUGCUGGCCAUCAGGAGGAACUACACCAGCAUCGUUCCUGCUCUGUACGAGUACACCAGUCAGCUGAUGAAGAGGAGGGAGGUCAGCGUUCCUCUGAAGAUCGAGCAGCUGUCCGUGGAGCUGGACGCCUGGAGGGCCUGUGCACAGAACAACGGCGUACCUCCGACUGAACAUCAGAGGGAAGAGUUCAGCUGCCUGCAGAGGAGAAUCCAGCCGACAGAACCCGGUGCUGUGGUUCUGAGCGGCGCCGACUACGUGACAGGAUCCAACCUGCCAAGCCACUCGGACCUUCAGCUGUCCUGCUUCACCGGACAGAGGAUCCAGGGUCCCGUCUUCCUGCUGGAGGACAACAAAUCUGCCAUCUCCUUGAACGACGCUCUGAUGUGGGCCAAGGUCAACCCCUUCUCCCCCCUCGGAACCGGACUGCGGAUCAACCCCUUCUGAGGGGGCGGGGGGUGGGGCGCUGUUCUGGUGAAGGUUGCAGGUCUGAACUGUGACUCUGGAUCAGGGUUCUCCUCUCAGGAGGAGGAGGAGGAGUGGAUCUGGAAGGAGUCGGUCAGAUCUUCACCUCCUCUGGUCCGCUCAGAGCAAUGCCACAAACGUCCAGCAGAGGGCGCUGUGGACUGAAGGUUUGGUGUCUGAUGAAGGUUUCGGGUCUCUGAGGAUCCCUCAGCUGUCCAGGACCGGAUCUGGACCAGGCGACCCGUACAGACCAGGAUCAGGUCUGUGGAAAGACCUGACAGACGUUCAGCAGAAACAGACUUCCAGCUGGAAGGAAGAGAGUCCUGUUGUUGGCGGUUCUGCAGACCUUCCUCCUCCUCCUCUUCCUCGGAGCGGUGACCUCCACCAGACCUCGCCUGGUUCCUGGAGAGCGGCGUGUGAAAGGGUCGGAAGAUUUACGAGGAAUGUCAGCGUGGAACAAAGAGGUGUUCCACUGAGCGGUUUAAACAAAUGAGGCUCCGGUUUCCUCCGUCACGACCCGAGGAAACGCUGGAAGAGGAUAUUUGUGCUGCGUUCAGAGCCGGACAGGAAACACGGCCGCUCCACCGCGGCGCACCGCCUCUGCAGGCGCCACACGCCUUCAUUCUGUGUUUAUAACCAUGAACCUGUGACUGCUGCCGCUCUGCUGUGGGGAAUCAAACCCACAUCCAGGCUUCCCUGCGGCUCCGGCAGAGACGCCACCUGCUGGCAGAACUGCAGGACGGCACUGAGGCUCGUCUGAGAACCUGGACUCGAUUCGGUUCCAGGAGAAAGUUCCAGACCUGAAGCAUCUCCUAGACUCACGAGCCAGAACCUCGGGUUCUGUCUGUCGACCCGAUCGUUAAGAGUUUGUGGUAUUUUAUUUUGAAAUCAUGAAAAAGGCUCUUUUGAAUCUGAACUGCUCGACCUGUUCAGUGGAAAUCAAUAAAGUUUUGAAAUGCUGGGGGUGGGGCUUAGAACAGCUGACUUUGAGGCAGAUCAGAACAGAA